Messenger RNA from Bacidia gigantensis, 1407 nucleotides. RefSeq lists its product as uncharacterized. The coding region runs from base 1 to 1407 and encodes 468 amino acids. NCBI's taxonomy places the organism in Eukaryota, Fungi, Ascomycota, Lecanoromycetes, Lecanorales, Ramalinaceae. The record is from RefSeq and is a predicted model, not a curated record. Gene Ontology annotation, cellular component: plasma membrane. The transcript is spliced from 2 exons.
AUGGGCAUGGUUCUGCUUCCCAUCUCUCGCCACAGCGCCCUUGCAUCCUUCUUCGUGAUAUCUACGUCGACGACACUCACGAACCAUGUAUUCGCGGCCUACACGCUGUUCACACUCGUCAUAAUCCAUGGACUACUCUAUGUGUCGUGGAUCCCGGUCUUCAACAGCUUGUCAGAUCACCUCCGGACUGUUAUCCCUGUUCUGAAUCCUACAUAUCUCUACAAAGAGACGUGGCCAGGUAACACAUCCUCGCUCGGGAUAUGGAGGGCCUCCUUGAUCUUCACCGGAACCUCAGCAGCCAUCAUUAUGGCUGCUCUCUUUGUCACUACAUUUCCCCAGGUUCGUCAGAGACACUUCAAUCUAUUCUACUUCACCCACGUGUUCAGUAUUCUGAUGGUGGUGAUCAUCUGCCUCCACGCCAGCACGAUGUUCUACUGCACUUCCCCUGGCUUGGCAAUGUGGGUGCUAGAUUGGAGCAUGCGCAUCUACGAGUUACGUGGCGAGCUGAAGGGUAAUAUAAAGGCCCUCGGGUCUUCUAUCCGUGAGCUUCAUCCUUUCACAACAAUCACGCAUCUUGCAUCGCAAAACAACAGCACCCACCCAAGUGACGAAGAUCUUCCGAUCCAAUUCCUAUUUCGCAAGUCGGAGAAGUCUCCAUCAUCUUUAGAGCUCGAGAAGGCACUUGCGCGCCGAUCACUUGUGCAACGCAUCCUACGAAGUAAAGGACAGCGGAUGAAGAGUGUGCAGUGGACAGCAAAAUUGGCGGCUUUGGCGGAUCAGACUCCUUUAGACAGAAAGGCUGAACUCAGUACGACGUGUGAGGAUGCGAGAAAAGAGCAUAUGUCUAUGACGAGUGAGCAUGGAUUUAAAAUAUCACUGCGUCUAGAGGGCCCAUACUUCACCCCUGCCGACCCUCAUCGCUACAAUACAGUGGUAUGCAUAGUCGCAGGCACGGGCGUCAGCGGUGCUUUAGCCAUCGCAGCCGCCUUCGUUCACUCUUCUCUCGAAGGGUCGCGGACCGCUGAUGCGGAGGAACAGGCCUCGCGAGAGAAGAGCCCACGCCCCUGGCGCCGUUGCAUCAUCAUGUGGAGCGUGAAGGCGCAGGAUGACAUCGACCUCCCAAUUCCUACCUCGUGUGAAGGCUUGGAAGUCCGCAAGUUCCUCACUGGAGAUGGCAGGAAGCGUGUGGAUUUGAAAUACGAGCUGGACAGAAUCACUUGUGGUGGAGAAGGGAGCACAGACGGAGGCAACCCCAACAGGACCUGGGUUUACGUUUCCGGCCCGAAGGCUUUCAUUGCUGCAGGCAAGGAAGCUUGUACAACCGUACAAAAGAAGAAAGAAAGUAAGGUCAGCGGGUGGAUGAGUAAAGGCAGCUUGGACUUCUAUGCUGCGAGCUGGGAUCCAUGA